AUUCUAUCAACUUUCGGUGCCGCCACACGUUCAGUCAUCACAGCAAGAUGACCAACCUUCGCACCCAGAAACGCCUCGCGGCGGCCGUUGUCGGCUGCGGUAAACGCAAGAUCUGGCUCGACCCUAACGAAGUCAAUGAGAUCUCCAAUGCGAACUCCCGCCAGACGAUCCGAAAGUUGGUCAGCGAUGGCCUCAUUAUCCGCAAGCCUGUUGCCAUGCACUCCAGAGCGCGUGCCAGAGAACUGAAUGCCGCAAGAAGAAUUGGCCGACACCGAGGCUUCGGUAAGAGAAAGGGUACAAAGGAUGCCAGAAUGCCUAGCCAAGUUCUAUGGAUGAGACGUUUGCGUGUUCUUCGACGCCUUCUGGCCAAGUACCGGGCUGCUGGCAAGAUCGACAAGCACCUCUACCAUGAGCUCUAUCAAUUGAGCAAGGGUAACACAUUCAAGCACAAGCGUGCUUUGGUCGAACAUAUUCACAAAGCCAAGGCCGAGAAGCAACGUGAGAGAAUCCUCAAGGAAGAAAUGGACGCCAAGCGUGCGAAGACCAAGGCUGCUCGUGAGAGACGACAAGAGAGAAUCCAGAGCAAGAGAAAUGCUCUUGCCGGUGAGGAGGAGGCCGAAGAGGAGAAGUAGACGACAAAGCAGUCGAUAAAUCAGUCGGGGAUGGGCAGCGACUUGUGACACAAUCUCGAUUGAUGAGCAUGAGCAUGUCUUAGGACGAUCUCGACGACAUGUCUUGCAAUGAUGGGUCUGCGAGCUUGGAGUCUUUUUCGCUACCAGUGAGACUUCGACUAUGACCGCAGAGGGUCUUUCAUAGACAACACCAGCACUUCUCUUGUGAAGUGGGUUGAGGUUUCACUCGGCGCAAUGAUAAAAACGAAUGGCCAAUUCGAGUGAACAAAGGUAAUGAUUUCUCAUCCUCUCGAAUACACUGUCAAUCCUGGACUCGCGUGUAUGUAAAAUCUCAAAAAGAUUCCAUGUGUGAAUACGGGAUGAUGCUGUGUCGGUCAGUAAGAUAGGUCCGAGAUAC
Molecule: messenger RNA, 1029 nt
Organism: Exophiala xenobiotica
Lineage: Eukaryota; Fungi; Ascomycota; Eurotiomycetes; Chaetothyriales; Herpotrichiellaceae
Exons: 4
Coding region: 48-632 (194 amino acids)
Biological process (GO): translation
Cellular component (GO): ribosome; cytosolic large ribosomal subunit
Molecular function (GO): RNA binding; structural constituent of ribosome
Source: RefSeq, a predicted model, not a curated record